AUGGCGAGCUCGUCCAGCAGCAGUGGGAGCGGGUCCUGGUCGCGCUGGCCCUCCCUCCUCGCCCCGCACCCCGACCCACGCCCGUUCGCCCGCACAAAUAGGGUCUACAGCGCAGCGUCCACAUCGACCUCCCCCUCCCGGCCCUCCGCAUCCACAUCCCUAUCCCCAUCACGCACCGCGCCCUCCUCCCUCUCCGGCUUUUUCACCACGCCCACAUUGAUGUCGCGUUCCGCGUCGAACCUCGGCGUUGACGAUGAUAAUUCGCGGUCCCAGUCGAGGUCGAGGUCGAGGUCAGGACUGCGACUGCUGAAGGGCAAGAGCAAGAGCAAGCCGAACUUGAAAGCAAGGUCGCCCCCGCCGUCGCUCGAGCCGCUGUCAUUCCCGUCCGAACCUAUCAUCGACCUUGGGUCGUUGCGGUCCUUCUCCUUCUCCUCUAGGCCAAGGACGCCGUCGCCCCCUCCGCCCGUCCCUCCUCUACCCCCAGGAAUACAUAGUCAUGGUCAUGGACAACGCAACACCCCACACCGCAAAUACCACUCCGAGCCCAACCACCCCGAUAAUCACGAAUGCCAUAAUGAACUCGGAUUUGCCAGCCAUGACGGAGAUGACGGAAGACGCAGGCUCGCCGGUGGCCUCGUGCAACCUGGCAACUAUCCUUCGUCAACUUCACAGAGUGUACCCUGUGCACCCUGGGCUUCCAGGUCGCCUUCAACUCCAAAUGCGCAUGUACACCCCCGGGGAUCAACCAGCCCACCGCCCGCACACCCACAAAUAUACACCUACUCCAGGCCUGAGGCUGAGGUUGCAAGACAGGCGGAAUCGUCGCGGGAUAUACCCAUACCUCCACCACGCGCCGCGGAGAUCCAGAAACGCACAAGUAGUGUCACCGUCAGUGGGGGUGCGGGUACUUAUAGUACCCUCACUCUCUCCUCAGCCCCCUUUCCCCACCCGCCGUUGGCCCAACCGCCGGACGCCCCGGCCUCGCGACUGCAGCGCAAGGCAUCCACACUCUCCGCUAUAUCCAUCUCCAGCCGCCGCAGCUCGGGCUCGGGCUCGUAUAAGCUGAAAAACACCAAGAGACGCCCGCCGUUGCCGCCGGUACCACCUACACCGACUUCGCCUGACCACCCCCAUAUGAUGAGUACCAGCCAGCAGUGCCAGGAGGAGGGUGGGUUUCCGUUUCCUGAUGUCGAUGCAUCGACGUCGACGAAACAGCCACGAGAUGAAGGAUCUCUUGGAUCAACAAGUACUGCGCCCAUGCCCUCCUCGCGUUCUCCGUCGCCCCUGCCUAUUCCUCCGGUCUCCGACGCCGCUCAUUGUCGUUUCGACUCGCCCCUCGAGGCGAGGAGCGAUUGUGGGCACGGUACCCCUGCAACAACCUCGUCCACAAAUCCGUUAACCUCGCCCAAUAAACGGACUUCUCUCCUCCUCCGCCAUUUCAGCCUCACCACCCGCUCGUCGUCGCCCUCGCAUCCAAAGCCCAAGCGCACAGGUACAGGUUCGAGACCGACGUCUCCUCCCCCAAGCAGCUGGGCGGACGUCGCCUGUCCUCAUCCUACUUCAUCCACCACUAACAGUACGCUAACGGCAACGUCAACGACAGCUUCGACUUCGAUUUCGGCGCCCUUGUCGAGGUCGGGCUCGGUGUCGGAUUUCAGCGCCAAGUUGCGGCGGUGGUCGAUACGCCGCGGAAAGCAGAGCGCAGAUGGGAGUGGGUGCAGCAGCCGGACGAGUCUAGAAGAUGAAAAUGAAGCUGCGAAGAAGGAUGCAGUGGGAAGGGUGAAAGGCAAGGAGCGGGCACCACUGAUCAGGGUUGUGUCGACGGGCAGUGUGCACCCCCGAGAGUCUGAUCUCCUGUCCCUCCACUAUCUCAAUCCUGCACGGUCGUCUGCACUAUCCACAACAGAGUCGCAGCAGAUGCCGUCGAUAUGCUCUUCGCAACAACGAACCCACAAGCGCAGUACGUCGUGGGGAGACGCCGCGGUCGCUCUCUUUCGCGGGGCGUCGUUUACGUCGAUCUCAGGCGAGAGCAGGCGUAACUCGAAAGAGAAGGAACGACCGAAGACGAUGGAGAGCAGUUACAAAGGCAGGGCGAUCGUUGACCUAACGAAGGACGAGGGGGUCGUUUCACAGGAACCCAGCCCAAGCCCACGCCGAGCAAAGUUCACGUUGGGCGAAUGCGACUCGGACGCUGACCUGCCCUCGUCGUCCACCUCUGCCCCAUUAUCACCCCCAACAAUAACCAGCACGACCGCAGCCCCGACUUCUCCACGCCCACCGUUUGCACGACGCGACGCCCUCAUCAGCGAGACAGAACGCAAGGGCCGGCAGCGUUGGACGCUCGCGCGCGCGGUUGCAGACGAGGGCAUCUCGGAGGCGGCGCUUGUGCGGGAGCUGGAGCGACUAAGAGCGGUCAGGUCAUGGGGCGUUGAAGGGAGGAGACGGAGAAGGGUCAUGAGCGAGGGCGGGAAUGCGGGCGAGGGUGUGGGUGUGGGUGUGGACGAGGACGAGGACUGCGCGGAUGAGAUGUGGGACGAGUGGGACGUGGAUGGGUGGGGUGUUGAGCGGGAGGUGUUCGAAGGCGUCGAGGAAGAGGAGCGGAGAGAACGAACGCAAGUGCUGGACGGCGCGCUAAGAGACAGCCCGACAGAAUCAUCCGAGUCCGAGCCCAUCCUCCACCCCUCUCCCUCCCGCUCGCCAUCUCACACCUGGCUCGCCACCCGGCGUGCCCUCCUCAUCUGCCGCGAGCUCAUCCAAACCGAGCGCCACUACCUCGCCUCCCUCCGCGCGCUCGUCGCACAGGACACCGCGUCCCCGCCCCCGCCCCUCAUGCUGCACUACGCUUCCGAGGUCCUGCGUGCCAGCGCGGGCGUCCUCGCGGGCAUGGAGCGCGAGCCGGGCAUGCGCGGCGUCGCACGUGCGUUCGUGGACCGCGCUGAGGAGGUGGAUGGGGCGUAUGUGAGGUGGUGUGGUGUGGUGGGUGGGUGGUUCGCUGAUGGUGCGGAGGAGGGGGAGGAGGGGCAUGUGGUGAAGAGGAAGAGGAGCCGGACGAAUCAUCAUCGGACGUCGGUGCCUGGUGUGGAUGGCGAGGGCGAGGAGGGCAGUGGCAAGGAGCGGGAAGUUGCGUCGCCCCCGGUCAGCCCGCUCAAGCGCACGGUGAGCACCUGGCGAAGGAGUAUGCCGAGCAUACCGUCCCUCGGACUGGGCGAGGCGCAUCAUGCCAACGAGAGCGCCCCGCCGGCACCCAGAUCUGCACGCAAACCCACCGUUCGUGACCUCGCGAUCCUGCCCACUCAGCGCGUCAUGCGCUACGUCCUUCUCUACCGAGACCUCCUCGCACACACCCCACCCACAUCCUCUGCCCGCCCCAUCAUCGAGCGCGCCGUCGACGCAGCAUGUAGGAUCGCAGAAAAAUGCGACAGGGCACAGAACAACGCUGCGUUCGUCGCCCACUCCGGCUCCUCCAACUCCAACACCCACACCAACGCCACCCUCCUCGUUACUGCUGGUACCAGCCCCAGCACGAGCAGUAGCAGGAGCAGCAGCCGACGCGAGCCGCCCUCGCGCGCCGAGUCGCCUUCCGCGCAGACGACCGCUUCGUCUGCGUCCAACUCGACCACAACCUCCAACUCGUCCAACUCUUCUAGCUCGUCCGCUUCCUCUGCGAGCUCCGCCCUGACGUCGAUUACCACCCCUUCCUCAUCCCCCGUAGUCAAUUUCCCCUCCGCGGCAGAGAAGCUCGUGAAAGGUCCGAGCGCCUUUAGAGCAGGAGCAGGGGGUGCGUAUACGCCGACGACUGAACAGACGCGCACGAAGCGCCGGAUGUCGGCGUCUGCGACGAUGUUCAAGUCACUUGGGUGGGGGAAGGGCAGACCGGGGAGCAGUGGUGGGCACCCUCAGCCGCCGUUGCCGUUGCCUUUGCCUUUGCGCUCUAUUACGAUUGGCGGCGGCGGCAGUGGGACCAUGCCGAUGGUCGUCCGCGCCGAAGCGUCAAGUUGA
Cyclocybe aegerita is the source of this 3999-nucleotide messenger RNA. Lineage: Eukaryota; Fungi; Basidiomycota; Agaricomycetes; Agaricales; Hemipholiotaceae. The record is from the annotation of a GenBank genome assembly.